Messenger RNA from Leptopilina boulardi, 3638 nucleotides. RefSeq lists its product as uncharacterized. The transcript is spliced from 6 exons. The coding region runs from base 251 to 3358 and encodes 1035 amino acids. The record is from RefSeq and is a predicted model, not a curated record. Lineage: Eukaryota; Metazoa; Arthropoda; Insecta; Hymenoptera; Figitidae.
CCUGACGAUACAAAAUGAAAAUACUGUGUGGUCAGUAAGUACGUGUAAUCAGUACAGUGGUUUAGGUGUUCAUUUAAUAUAUUUUGUGAAAGUUUCAGUUAAAAAGAAUAUAAAAAUUAUUAUAUUCUUUUUAAAACUUUUGUUAUUGUCAAUUUUCCACAUUUUUUUUUAAAUGUACACACAGUGUUUUCAUCAACAAAAUUAUAUACCAUAUAAGUGAGGCAGAUGAUACGAAAAUUAAUUAUUCACUAUGGCGUCCAAAAUAAUAUUACUUUUUCUUACAACAUUUCUUUUGGCACAAGCAAUGUCUAUGAACAGAAAUAAUUAUAAUCUAGUACACAGAUACCAAAGUACAUAUGAAAAUGAUUGGCGUCCAGUAACACAUCAAGAAACAAUAAAAUAUAAACCUCCAACUUCUACAAAUAUUUGGACCUCAACAGUGCCUGUUUAUCCUGAUUUGAAAAAAUUACAAGAAUAUUUAGUAGAUCCAAAAAUAUUAAAACCACAAAAUAAUUAUGAAUCAAAAGAGAAUCAUCAGCCAAAAAUAUUAGGAAACUAUAAUCAUUUUACUCAAACAAAUAUGAAAUUGCUUCCUUCUGAAACUAGAAAAUAUUCAUUUCUUUUGCCCACAAAUAGAGAUCCUUUUAUUCUUCAAGAUAAUUCAUAUACAAGUAGAACAAUAAAACCAAAUAAUAAUAGAGAUGGAACACAAUUUUAUUCCAAUAUACCAAAAUCAUUUCUAAUGUCAGAAGUACAACAACAACCCACUAGGCAACAUUUUUUUACAGCUAAUAUCAAACCAUCAUAUCCAUCAGUUGAUCGACCAAUUGUAACAUACAUGAAUCAAAAUUUAAAUAAACCAUUUUCAGCACUUCCUAGUGUUGAAUUUAGUAAUAAAUUUUUAAACAAUAAUAGCGUUCAACAAUAUUAUAAUCGCAAUAUACAACCUGAAAAUUCAUAUUUUAGAAAUUCGAAUAAUAAUUAUAAUAUUAUUAAUCAAACUAAUUCACCAAAGAUUAAUAAAGAAAAUGAACCAAACAAUUUAAUUGAUGAAUAUCCGGAGAAAAAUUAUGUUACUGCAUUAUCAAAAAUUAAAUUAAAACCCGUUUAUCAAAAUUACAUGAUACCUACAAAAUUUUAUCCAUCAAAUUUAUUACCAAUGCAAGUAAAUUAUCUUCAUCAUUAUUCGACUAAUGUAAAGAAAAAUCAUUCAGAAAUAAAUACAGAAGAUAAUCCAAUUAUUUACACUAAUGCUAAUAGCAUAGAAAAAAUAUAUAACAAUAUGUUUCGUGGAACUUCAGUUAAAAACAAUAAAGAUUUAACAUAUAUUACACCAAAGUAUGAAAAUUUUACACAGAAGGAAGCAUAUUUACAAAAUACAACACCUGAUACGCAACAAUAUUUUCAAAGAAAAAUCAUUCCAGAACAUCAUACAAUACAAAAUAAAUACAGAGAACAAGAAAAUAUUGAUUCAAUACAAUAUAACGACAAUAAAAAUAAUAAUAAUAAUAACAACAACAACAAAAAUAAUAACAAUAAUAAUUAUUAUAAUAAUAACAAUAAUUAUAAUAAUAAUCGGGUCUCAACAUCACCAAGUAUAUUUCUGAAUCAAGAAUUGCCAAAACAAAAUGAAUUUUUAUCAAUUCAGAAUAAAUAUAACGAGCAAGAAGAGGAAUUAAAAGUCUAUGAAAAACAAGAGAGGAUUAAGGAUAGAAAAGAAAGUUUAAGAUAUUCAGAAAUUUCAGAUCAAACAACUCCUGAAAAAUACAAAUUUGGACAAGAGGUCGAGUUAGAGAAUGUCUUUCUUAAUCAGCAUAAUCCGCAAAAAAUAAAUAAAAGUCUUGAGUUCUAUGAAAAUGUUUUAUCAAAAAUACCUGUGACAAAUGGUUAUAUUGUAACGACUGAGUUACCUGUUACCUAUUAUGAAGCUACUCAUUCUCCUAUUAAGGACAUUCGGACAGAAACAUUUGCUUAUACAUCUACUUUAAAAUCAACAACGGAAUUGCAGGACAGUGGAAGGAAACCAGAGAGAGUAAAAAGUCAUCGUUUAGUUGGAAAACAUCGAAGAAGACCAAUAUCAGUAGCUCAAAAAUCUAUUACAACACCAACAAUUAACAUAAUUGCUUUAAAUCAAGAAACCACGACUAAAUUUGAAGCGAAAAAUAAAGAAGACGAAGAAAUUAUUACUGAAAUUAAUACAAAAUUAAUAAAUUAUAAAAAUGAUAGUAAAAUUGAAACAAAAAAAGAAUUCACUCAUACAACUGAAAAUCCCACAGAAGAAAUUGAAAAUAAUUAUCCAGUAACAGAAGAAUUGAUCGUUGACGAUAGAAAUAAUUAUGAAUAUAUAAUUGCUUCAACACAAACUUCAAUAGUAAAUAAUCAGGAUUUUAUAACAGAACCUUCAUUGAAAUUAUCAACAAUUAACAAUUACGAAAAAAUACACGAAACAGAUAAUAUUUUAACAACAACACCAACAGAUUUAUUCACCACAAAGCAUGAAUCAAAAAUUUUAUCAACUUCCCCAACGAUUAUGAGGACAACAUCUAAAAUUCGAUUUUCUAGACCUGCAAACACUUUAAGGCCACGAUUUAGCGUUAAAGAUUAUAAAAGUAAACUCGAUGAUAAAAAUAGAAAAUCAACAACUGAAUCAAGUACAGAAAAUAUUCAAAUUAAAAAAAAAUCUCCAUUAGACAGAAACAAAUUUGAGAAUACAAUCGGUGGUAGAUAUAAAUAUAUGUCAAGAAUAUCAUAUCGACCAAGUUCAACAACACCAUUAACAGAGAGCCAAGAAAAUUCGACUCAGAUUAGAAAAAAAAUUAAUAAAUAUUCACCAAAAGAAAGGCUAAAUCUUCUAAAUAUAUCUCGAGUCACUCCACCUACUUUUAUUACAUCAAAAUUAAAUAGUGCCGAAAAUCUGAGAGAAAAGAAUUAUUCUGGUGAACAUCGAAGUAAAUUAAAAGCACCAUCCUUAAUCAAAAGUGAAAUAGAUAUAGUCACACCGUCAAAUGUCGAUUUGAAAAUUACACCAAUUCACAAUAAUAGAACAAUAAAACCAAAUUUUAAUCUCUAUCGUUAUAAUUCAAAAGCAGGACUCAAAAGAAAUGAAACUUUAAAAAAUAAUAAUUUACCAACAUUAACAAGUGAACAAGAAGAUGAAUUAAUUUUAGAGAAAGCUUCACAAAGUGUAUCAGAUUUAACAAGUUCUGCAUCAUCAUUACACAAUAAAGCAAGUAUGUCUAAAAAAGUUUCACCAACGUCAGAUAAAACGGCAUUUUUAUCACAUUUUAAAUCAACAUAUGGCACACCUACUUUACCAAUUGAAGCAUUUUUCCACGAUUUAUCUGCUAUUGCGGACUGAUGAUUAAUAUAGUUUAAAUUAAAAUUUGUUUAGUAUUUACUGGAAAAAUAAAAGUGUUCAAAAUAAAAUUUCAACUAUGACAGAUUUUUUUUUAAAAUAAAAAAGAAUCACUGUAGGAAAUUUUAGACGAAUGUCGCAGACAAAGGUUUCUGAUUUAUAGGAUCUUUGACACUACCUUGGCUAUAUAGUUAAGUUUUUGUUAUAAUUUCAAAAAUUUUAUAAAUAAAAACAGAAAUUGUUUACACAUUUUCAUAUUUAUGAAUAAAAAUUUUUUGCAACA